GGUUGAUGAUCAAAAUUUUGAUAAUCACUUUAUUUAAUCAAUUACAACAAAAUUAAUGGGGAAAAAUUAACGUUUUGAAUACUUAUAGCAACGGCGUUUAGAAAUUUGAUAAUUUUUCUAAAUUUCAUUGGUUAUGUGGUAAUUAGAGGGCAUUCAAAAUGUCAAAUAUAUAUCAAAGUGACAUUUUCCGAAUAUUAAAUCAAGAUCAUCAGAAAUAUUUACAACCAUACAGUUUACAAUGUGAUAAUAAACGAAUUGACGGAAUAACUGCGGAAUGUAAUAACCUAGCGAGAAAAAUUACUUCGAUAUGUAAUUUAUACACCAGAAAUAUUGAUCAAGAUGACUGUAAGGGAGCAGUUAAAAUUAUAAAAGAAUUUUUGACCGCUUGUAGAAAUAGGCGAUUAUUUAAGGAGGUGAAGAAUCGUUUGAUUGAAUUAAGACAUAAACACCCCGUGGUGGUAUUGAAGCAGGUAAACUACACCCACUCACAAAUAUUCGAUAUAAAUCAUUUCCAAUUAGUUUUUCGUUUGGAUGGAAACGAAUUUCCUCCUGUUAUCGUAUACAGCAUUUGUCCGAAAAUAGAUUUAAAUAUUGUAAAUUUGCGAACUAACAUACUCUAUUUAUCCGAAGACUAUUAUAUUUACAAUAAAUGGUAUAAGUACAAAGCGUAUAAAUGUCAUAUAUGCAAAACAACAAGAAAAUCUAAGGGUUAUCGAAAGGAAAACAAAAAAAGGAAAACCGCCAACAGGAUUAAUUGGAUCGAAAGAAUGUAUAUGUGAAUAAAUAUUUAUCCAGUAUAUAA
Messenger RNA from Diorhabda carinulata, 802 nucleotides. RefSeq lists its product as uncharacterized. The record is from RefSeq and is a predicted model, not a curated record. Bases 159 to 779 code for a protein of 206 amino acids. The transcript has 2 exons. NCBI's taxonomy places the organism in Eukaryota, Metazoa, Arthropoda, Insecta, Coleoptera, Chrysomelidae.